CACUGCGAAUGAGUGAAACCGUAAGAAACCCCUCCUUGUAACCCUCCCUCCGAGCUUCUCUGCUCUUCUCCGAGGCUCUCUUUGCCUCUAAUAAAUAAAAAUAAAUAAAAUAAAUAAUUGGUCCUUCCCUUCUCCUGCUACCUUUCCUAUAUAUAUAUUAGGUAGCCAUAUAUAUUUAUAAAAAAAGGACAAGAUGACGAUCCGUAUUGAGCAACAGGAGGCCGUUAACACCGCUGCUCCCGCAGUGGUGGAUCAGAAAAACAAAGUCGGAGAAGUAAAAGAGGAAUUGGUUUUGGAUGGUGGGUUUGUGGUGCCCGACAAAGUCGUCUCCAGCAAUGGAUUUGCAGCCCCCGAUAUUAACGCCUUUGGCAAUUCAUUUAGAAACUACAAUGCAGAGAACGAGAGGCAGAAGACGGUGGAGAAUCUUUACAGGCAACAGCACAUUACCCAGACCCUUGAUUUCGUGAAGAAGAUGAGGGCAGAGUAUGGGAAGCUGGACAAGGCAGAAAUGAGCGUAUGGGAGUGCUGCGAGCUGCUCAACAGCGUGGUGGACGACAGCGACCCAGACUUGGACGAGCCCCAAAUCCAGCACUUGCUGCAGACCGCCGAGGCCAUCCGCAAGGACUACCCUAACGAGGAUUGGCUCCACUUGACCGCCCUUAUCCACGAUCUAGGGAAGAUUCUGCUGCUUCCUCAGUUCGGUGGGCUGCCCCAAUGGGCCGUGGUGGGCGACACAUAUCCACUGGGCUGCGCCUUCGACGAGUCCAACGUCCACCACAAGUACUUUGCGGAGAACCCGGACAGCAAAAACCCGGCCUACAAUACCAAGAACGGAGUCUACAAGGAAGGAUGCGGCCUUGACAGUGUCUACAUGUCCUGGGGCCACGACGACUACAUGUACCUCGUCGCCAAGGAGAACAAAACCACCCUGCCUUCCCCUGCAUUGUUCAUCGUCCGAUACCAUUCCUUCUAUCCUCUGCACAGGCACGGGGCGUAUAAGCAGCUGAUGAACAAGCAGGACGAGGAGGAUAUCAAGUGGCUCCACAUCUUCAACAAAUAUGAUCUGUACAGCAAGAGCAAGGUCCACGUUGAUGUUGAUGCAGUCAAGCCAUACUACCAAUCCCUCAUUGCCAAAUACUUCCCAGGGAAUAAGCUGAGAUGGUGAUUUGGCUACGAAGAGGAGGAAGGAGGCCGAUGAUGUGUUUGGAUGGAAGAGAGUGGUGGUGACGACAAUGGAAGCCAUCUCCCUCUUUUGUUUUCUUCUUUUUCUUUUGCAAUAUCUCUUCUUCUUUUUGUUGUUGUUUUUUUAAGAGGGAGGGGCUUAAGUAUAAUUACUAAGCUUUUGUCGGAUGAAUGGAUGGUGUGGAAGAAAGUUUGCUCAUCACUCCCUCUCUUUCACUAUGUUAUUUGAUAUUUUAUUUUAUUACAAUAUAAUAAUAAUAAUAAUAAUAAUAUAUCUAAAGAUGAAAAAUAUCUCGGAAGAGUGGUCCUGUUUCUGGGUUUGCUUUCAAAAGAAUGAAGUAUGUUAAUUUGU
Molecule: messenger RNA, 1534 nt
Organism: Linum trigynum
Lineage: Eukaryota; Viridiplantae; Streptophyta; Magnoliopsida; Malpighiales; Linaceae
Source: the annotation of a GenBank genome assembly